Molecule: messenger RNA, 7059 nt
Organism: Amblyraja radiata (thorny skate)
Lineage: Eukaryota; Metazoa; Chordata; Chondrichthyes; Rajiformes; Rajidae
Gene: gemin5
Product: gem (nuclear organelle) associated protein 5
Exons: 28
Coding region: 161-5335 (1724 amino acids)
Biological process (GO): spliceosomal snRNP assembly
Cellular component (GO): SMN complex; nucleus
Molecular function (GO): protein binding; mRNA 3'-UTR binding
Source: RefSeq, a predicted model, not a curated record
GCGGGUUGGUGCCGCACACGAGGAGCGGGGAGCCGCAUGCAGGGAGACGGGAGACGGGAGUGAGGGGUCCCGUAGCUGGAUAGAGCCCCAGCCCGGCGCCGUGUGCAGGACAGGAGCGGCGGGGAGAACGCUACCCUGCCCGGGGAGAGAGGAGGGAGCGAUGUCGGACCGCCUGCUACCCCCGUCCCCUAACUGGUACCUGGGGCGCUGCAGCGACGCUGCCCCCGCCGCCGCCGCCGCCCACCUGGGCUUCGGGGCCAAGAACAGCGUCUUCCUGCUGGAUGUGACCCGCGGCCGCCCUCAGAUCCUCGGGGAGCUGAGGGGACACACGGAGAGGGUGACGGGCUUCUCGUUCUGCCCGCACGCUGGUCACACCAACACCUGCGCCAGCUCUUCGGACGACGGCACUGUCAAAAUCUGGGACACGGACACUAAAGCUGUGCUGAAGGAACACACUGCCCACCUGGCAACUAUCACGGCCCUACAUUGGUCCCCGCUACGGAAAGACUUGGUGGUGAGCGGGGAUGAGAAGGGAGUUGUCGUUUGUUGGUGGCAUUUCAAAGACGAGACCCAGAGCUGGUUCCCGGAGCCCAGACACAUCUUCUGCCUGUCCUGUUCCCCACACCGUGAGGAGCAUGUAGCCCUGGGGUAUAAAGAUGGGAUGAUUGUCAUCAUUGACGUCAGCAGGAAAGGUGCCGUUGUUCAUCGCUUGCGGGGUCACGAUGGAGAGAUACAAGCACUGUCCUGGUGUCCCCAACUCUGCGACGGCAGAAUCCUGGGGCGGUCCGAGAAUGCGGCAGAAGCGGAUUGGCAGAAUGGCGAUGUUUUGAAGGAGGAGAGCGAGCGAUUCUGUGCUCUGGCAUCGGGGAGCAGAGACCAGACUAUCCGUAUCUGGAACUGCACAAACGGCAAAGGUGUGGUGACCCUGAAGCUGCCUCAGAUGAAGAGGAGAGGGGCGGCCGAUGUGGGGAUCAAGGAACGUAUCUGGCUCGCGGUGCAUUGGCCGCGUGAUCGUCCCACCCAACUGGUUUCCAGCAGCUUCGGGGGGGAGCUGCUGCUGUGGGACCUGGUGAAGGGGGGCCGCCAGAGGUGGUCAGUACUGGGGCAGUCGAGCGAUGGGCAGAACCACAGCCGGAUCGUCUUCAACCUGAGCUCCGUGAGCGGCGAGGACGGACGAUCACUCCUGCUCUCCACCUCCAUGGACAGAGACGUGAAAUGCUGGGACCUCGCCACGCUGGAGUGUUGCUGGACCCUGCCCACCCUGGGUGGCUUUGCCUACAGCCUCGCCUUCUCCCCGGUCAACUCCGGCUCGCUGGCGGUGGGAGUGGGGGACGGCAUGAUCCGAGUCUGGGAUACCAUCUCACUCCAGGGACCUUACGACAUCAAGACCCUCUGGCAAGCCAUCAAGUCCAAGGUCACAUCGUUGUGUUGGCAUCCGACCAAGGAGAGCGUGUUAGCAUUUGGAACGGACGAUGGCAAAGUUGGCAUUAAUGAAAUCUAUUCAAACAAACCUCCCCAGAUAUCCAGCUCUUACCACAGGAAGACUGUGUACGCUCUUGCAUGGGGGCCCCCUCUCCCUCCAGUAGCUCCAGCCGGUACGGGGGACGGGCCAGCGCUGACACUGUACAGUUGUGCGGGCGAGGGCAUCAUUCUGCAGCACAACCCCUGGAGGCUGAACGCCGAGGCCCAGGACAUCAACCGCCUCAUCCGUGAGACCAAUGCCAUCAAGCAUAAACUCCCUGGUCGCAGUGAACUGAGCUGGAAACCUGACGGGAAAGUCCUUGCGAUCGGAAAUGACGAUGGGUCCAUCGAGGUUUACCAGGCCCCGCUGCUCAGGCUGUUGUGCACGGUGGAGACUCACCACAAGCUGAUCAACGCCAUCCGCUGGCACCACCCCCACAGCCUGGACCCCGAGCUCAGCUCCCUCAUCGCAUCCGCCUCCAACAACGCAACAAUCUACGUUCACAACCUCCGCACCGUGCUAGAGAAUCCUUCGGGAACACCAGCUACGAUGACGGAGCCGUAUCGGACGCUGUCCGGGCACACGGCAAAGGUGACCAGCCUGGCAUGGAGCCCACACCACGAUGCCCGGCUGGUCUCUGCCAGCUACGAUAGCACGGCACAGGUCUGGGAUGUUCUGAAGGAGGAACCGGUGUGUAACUACCGGGGCCAUGCGGGGAGACUUCUGGGGGUGCAGUGGUCACCGGUGGAUGCGGACUGCAUCUGGACAGGGGGAGAUGACUUCACGGUGCGGCAGUGGGAGGUUUCGAAGCAGGAACACACUCGUCCACCAGCAGGAAAAAAGUAUUCCGAUCUGGAGAGGAAGAAGUUGAGCGGAUUGAAAUCCAAAUCCAAGAAAGGGAAGAAAAGGUCGGAGGUGUGGCCGGUGGGUCAGGAUGAGAAGGAGACUGUGGACCCUUCACCCCCGACCCCUGUGGACGCCAGAGUGCGGGAAGAGGAGCGGGAAUGUCGAGGGGAAGAACAAUCCGUCUCCAGUGGGGCCUCGUCUCAAGCCCCGUUAGAGGAAGUGGGAUCUCGGGAAAACAUGGAACACGCGCUUCCCAAUGGCACACAAUUGCCAGCGAGCCUGGGUCUUCAGGGAAGGAAGGACCGGCCAAAAGAGAGGAAGAGGGAGAAGCCAGAGGCCAUGGGGAAGAGGAAGAAAGGCCCCUCGCUGUUGCCGCUGAGCGCGGCCAACGAUCACCGAUGCAAGGAGGACCUGCAGGAGGACUGUGUGCACCUCGCCCGCAUCCGUCACCAACAAGGGUGUGAGGGUGAGGCUGCCACUGGAUCGGGCGACCGGGUGCAGCUCGGGCUGUUCGUGGACAGACCAACGCUCCACCGCAUGUUAGACGAGGAAGCUAAGAACCAUGCGGAGGCGGGUCACACGGACCUGGGCUAUCAGCUGCUUCUGUGGAAAGGCGACGUGAAGGGAGCCUUGGAGACGGCCAUCGAGAGGGUGGAGCUGAACGACACCUUGGUUGCCAUGGCACCCAUGGCUGGGUAUGCCGUUUGGGUGAGAGCAGUGGAGGCUUUUGUGAAGCAGCUGUGCUUCCAGGAACAUUACGUUAAGGCUGCCACCCUGCUCCUGUCUGUCCACCGCGUCUACGAGGCAGUGCGCUUACUGCAGUCCCACCAGCUCUUCCGAGAAGCCAUAGCUCUUGCUAAAGCCCGUCUCCAACCUGACGACCCGGUACUGAGGGAACUCUACACCGGCUGGGCUAGCCUGAUGGAGAAGGAUGGACAUUACACUCUGGCGGCAAAAUGUUACCUGGCCAUGGACUCUCCGUUCGAUGCGGCCAAGGUGCUGGCGAGGAAGGGUGAUGUGGCGUCGCUGGGCGCGGCAGCCGAGGUGGCGGCGGUCAGUGGUGAGGGGGCGCUGGCUAGUCAGCUCCGAUCCCGCUGUGCCCUCGACCUGGUAGCUCAGCGAGACUGGCCAGGGGCUCAGGAGGUGGUGGGAGCCAGUGAGACCUUGCUGGGCCUGCGUUUGGUGCUGUGUACGUUGGAGCUGCUGUGCCGGCAGUUGGAUCGGCGCGGGGCGGUGACGUGGAGGAGCGUGUCAGUGCCGCGCUACCACGGCUGGAGCGGACCUGGCGAGGGGAGUGAGAGGCCGGCGGUCAGUCUACUGGACGCGGUCCUGGCCGCCUGGCGGGACGGCUUCGGCGUGACGAUGAUCGACCAGGAGCGGCUACAACAGGCUCGCCGGCAGCUCAGCGCCACCGAGCACGCUGAGAGCACGGCCAACACACCGCCCAGACUGCUGCUGCUCCACCUCUCGCACGAGGUGAGCGUGUCGCUGGUGUGUGCGCUGGUCUCGGCGUACGGAGACUCGGUCACCGCACUGCUCCACGUACUCGUCCGCUGUCUCCGUGCCGGCAACUUCACCCUGAUGCAGGACAUGGGCAACAUGCUACUGCCGACCGGGCCAGAAUUUAUCCCAGAUUUGGAGGCCAAGAUGACCUCUGACCCCCUUGGCCUAGCUGCCCUCCAAAGCCUGCGGGCCUUCCUGUGUUACAGCCAGCUGUAUGAGCUGUGGUGGAAGCAGGGGGCGGAACGUUCCAGAACCAGCGCGGAGGAGGGGAAGGACGAAUGCCAGGGGGACAAGGAGGGAGGAGGUGGGCCCAGCCUCGGGAUCUCAGCCUUGGAGCCUCUGGCCGAAGCUCGGUCGUGCCUGGCCGGGUCGGACUGCCUCCUGUCUGUGGAACAUGCCAAGCUCCAGGCCCUGGACAGACGGGCUGCUGAAAUCCAGCGAGCAGUGGCCGCGCUGGUCAACGUCCACCAGAGACAGGUGGCCCACGGGCCCGCGCUCGGGACUGGGCCUGGAGGUGGCCCCGAGGCUGAGGUCAAGCCUGAACCUGAACUGGAGAGCGAGGCUGGAGUUAGGUCUGCAUCCCCGACUAGGCCUGAGCCAGUAGUUAGACCUGAGGCUAAGCCUGGAGUUGGCCUCGAUCCUGAAAUGGUGAGAGAAGCUGGAGUUAUCACUGGGCCUGUAGUUAGGCCCAAACUGGAAACCGAGCCUGAAGUUGGGCAUGAUCUUGGGGCCAGGCCUGAGCUUAAAAUAGUGCUUGAGGUGAGUCCGACAUCCACUGAUCCUAGAGUUGGGUCCGACCUUGCCCAGACUGAUCCUGAAAUGCAAUGUGAGAUGGGACCUGAACCGGAGCCCACAGUUAGGCCCAAAACUGGGCCUGAUCUUGGGGCCAGGCAUAAUCCUGAAUUGGAGAGCGAGGCUAGAGUUAGACCUGAAUGCGAGACGAGGCCUGGGGCCACAGUUAGGCCCGAACCUGUGAUUGAGCCUAAAGUUAGUCCUGAAAAUGAGACUAGGCCCGAACAAGAAAUGGAGAGCGGAGCUGGAGUUAGGCCCGAAACUGAGCCUGGAGAUGGACACGAGACUGGAGCCGAGCCUGAUCCUGAGGCUAGGACCGAUGCAGAAAAGGCGCCCGAGGCUGGGCCUACAACCAGGCUUGAACUGGAAGCUGAGGUUAGGCCGGAACCAACGCUCGAGAAUGGGUCGAAGGACACGUCCGAAGAAACAGCCUCCUCGAGACAAUGUGAAGGCGAUCUUACGUUAUGUGCGGAAGGUCCGGGCUCGAUGGUGAGUCUGACGCAGGAGUUACAGCGCGUGUACAGAGAGCGGGAGACCAUCGCAGAGAUCGUGAAGCGCCACCCCUUCCCUGACGUGUCAGAGUGCUGCCUCCUCAUCCUUUCCCUCCACUCCCUCUCCCCCUCCCUCCUCCCCCCUGACCUGCCCUCCCGCUCCCUCUCCCUCCUCCGGGAUCAUGGCUCUGACCGGGAGCGACACUCCGCCAUCAGGAUAUCCCGUCCGGAUACCGUCUGAUGGGAAGGGAGACCACCGGCGUUCCCGGGUGCUCCGUUCCGGAUAUCGUCUGAGACGAAGGGAUGGAGACUGCUGCUCCCGGGAGUUCUGCUCUGGACAUUCCAUCCGAUACCAUCUGAGGCGCUGGGGAGCGACACCGCGCGUUCCCGGGAACUCCAAGCAUUCGGAUAUUCUGUCUGAGGCAAAGGGGGAGAGAGUCCAGUGUUCCCGGGAACUCUGCUCUGGAUAUCCUGUCUGGAUACUGUCUGAUGGGGAAGGGAGAAAGUGACCGGCGUUUCCGAGUGUGGAGCGCCGGAUGGAGGAAUCGUGCUGGGAAUCACGGAGUUACACGGCACCUCCGUAGCGACGAGGGGAGGGGGGAGAGAAUGUGAGCUCUCUGUGUACGGGCAGGGACACAGAGACAGACGUACAGACAGACACACACAGAGACAGACGCACACAAACGGAGACACAGACGAACAGAGGGAGAGAUGCACACACACGCACACUUCCUCCCCUGCUCUGGAUCUGACCAUUCCGCAGUGGGAUUUUUGCGCUAAAGUUCGGCGACACCACUCUCGCUCACAGCCCGGUCCCGCAAAUGUGCCGUUGGACACUGGCUGCAGACACACUGGAUGUGAGUCUCAUCCCCUCCCCUCCCCCUGCUCUCGCACCUCUGGGGCUGACUUUCCCCAAGAGUAGAAUUCUCCCCACGCUCCAAGGUAUGAACCUCUCCUCCACAAGGGUUGGGAUUGCUCAGGAAUCUCACUCACUCCAAUCCACACCCUCACUGUUCCUCAGACUGAGCACACACGCCCAUGCCAAAGGAAGACACAAAGUGCUGGAGUAACUCAGCGGGUCAGGCAGUAUCUGGAGAACACGGAUCUGACCGUUUCGGGACACUUCUUCAGAUUGUUGGUGUGGAGAAAGCUGUAAAAGAGAACUCAUUUUUUGUCCCCCUCAUGUCUCCCACCUAUUUUCUCCCCCUCUCUCCAAAAAUCAGUUUGACGAAGGGUCCCGACCCAAAACCUCAUCUAUCCAUGUUCUCCAGAGAUGCUGCUUGACCCGCUGAGUUAUUCCAGCACUUUGUGCCCUUUUGUGUAAACCAGCAUCUGCAGUUCUUUGUGUCCCCACUUAUCCCAGAGGACCUGGCUCUCCUGAACCCCAAUAGACAUUCCUCCUUGGACCUCACUCCCCCACCCCAGCCCUGCCCUUCCCAUGGGUUACGGUGCCCUUACCAACAUCUAGAGAGAGAUAGAGAGGACCAUCUCUCAGAUAAAUCCCUGGAACCUCCCUCUCGUUGGUCAGAAGGAGUGCAGUGGUCAAGAUCUCUGCAGAUCAGCCAGCAAGGAGAUACUUGGGAGAUGGCUGCCUCUGGUCUUUCAGCAGAAGAUGGAGAGGCUCGUUCUCUGGAGAUCUCUGGAUCUCUCAAGGGUGAUGGUUGCCUCUGAUCCCUCAGUAGCAGACGGAGAGCCAUAUUUAUGAACCACAGCGAUGUAGAGGAUGAGGGAGCACCGUGGAUGCCAGUCCUUGGAUAUUAAACUUCUCAACACCAAUAGUGGACCAAGCAGAUACUGUGACUGGAAGCACAGCCGUGGGUUUAAAGACUAUCGUGUGUUUUUGUUUCCCCUUUAAUACACUAGUCCACUUUCAAUUAAGGUUAACUUUGUGCACGGGCUGGCUAUGUGUUUUCAGAUUUGUAAUCAUAAUCCUGUUUUUAUACAAUAAAAGUUCCUGCACCAUCA